This is a messenger RNA of Sphenostylis stenocarpa, 768 nucleotides long. Lineage: Eukaryota; Viridiplantae; Streptophyta; Magnoliopsida; Fabales; Fabaceae. The record is from the annotation of a GenBank genome assembly.
AUGGUUGGCCCGCUCAGACCUCAGAUUGUGCUCUUUGGCUCCUCUAUAGUCCAGUUUAGUUUCGACAAUGGUGGUUGGGGUGCUGUUCUGGCCAGUUUGUAUGCUAGAAAGGCGGACAUAGUAUUGCGAGGAUACUCAGGUUGGAAUUCAAGGCAAGCUUUGGGCGUUCUGGAUGAAGUUUUUCCCAAGGAUGCUCCUGUGCAACCGUCAUUGGUAAUUGUGUACUUUGGUGGCAAUGAUUCCGUUCAUCCUCACCCUUCUGGCCUUGGUCCUCACGUUCCCCUUGGAGAAUAUCUUGAAAACAUGAGGAAGAUUGCUAACCAUCUUAAGAGCCUCUCGGACCAUAUUCGCAUUAUAUUUCUGACAUCUCCUCCCAUCAAUGAAGAGCAAAUCCGCAAAAAGCUCAGUGCAACGCAGUCAGGAAGAACCAAUGAAUCCUGUGGAAAAUAUGCAGAGGCGCUAAUGGAGCUUAGUGAGGAGCUGAACAUCAAGGCCAUUAAUCUGUGGUCAGCAAUUCAGACAAGAGAUGACUGGUUGGAUGUUAGCUUCACGGAUGGAGUUCAUCUAUCAGCAGAGGGAAGCAAGGUAGUGGUGAAGGAAAUAUUAAGGGUUCUGAGGGAAGCAGAUUGGAAGACUAGUUUGCAUUGGAUGUCAAUGCCAACAGAAUAUGCAGAAGAUUCACCGUAUUAUCCUCCCACUCCUGAUGGAAAAACAACCAUAAAUGUGUCAUACUCUAUCUCGCGGAGGUUUUUGCAAUGGGAUAUGUAG